CAACCCCUACCUCCAGCGCCUGGCUUCGCCAGACGGGACGGUCACUGGGGCUGGUUCUUUAGGAAUGCGAGCGAGUUGCCGAGCAGAAACCCUCUCCGAUAGUGAGAUUCCAAAAAAGGCUGUGGAAGGCGGUGUAUUCCAGUAUAAAGCCCUCAGAAGUAGGUGGGCUUUGGUGUAUAAAGCCAUUACUCUGGACUGUCAAUUCCAAAGCAGGACUUCUCAGACUCCAGUGAGAGCAAGGACUCCCUCCAGUGACAGCAGCUUGCAGCGGGAAGGAAAAGGAGUUGGAUCUGAAGGUGGGACUUGCUUCUAGAAAGAAACUCAUCAUGGAAGGAACAGGGAGCCCACAGCUUUGAAAGCUUUGGCUAUGGGGGAAUUCCAUCUUCUGGGAGUGAGAGGAGGAAUCUAAUCAGCUAAGGUCCUUCUUGGCUGGGAAUUCCACCCAGACCUCAAGAAGCCAGAAAGCCCACUGCCGUGGAUGUUUUCCGAAUCUCACCGAGCCAUUCCUGGAUUUAUCCCACUGUGACCCUCUGCCUGUUCGGAUUCUUCUCCAUGUUAAAACCCUCAGAACCCUUCCUUAUCCCGUAUUUAUCUGGACCAGACAAAAACCUGACCAGUGCAGAGAUCACAAAUGAGAUCUUUCCCAUUUGGACGUACUCUUACCUGGUCCUGCUCCUCCCCGUGUUUAUCCUCACCGAUUACAUCCGCUACAAGCCAGUCAUUGUCCUACAAGGGAUUAGCUUCAUCAUCACCUGGCUGCUGCUGCUGUUUGGCCAAGGAGUGAGGGCCAUGCAGGCUGUGGAGUUCUUCUACGGAAUGGUCUCCGCCACCGAGGUGGCCUACUAUGCCUACAUCUACAGCGUGGUCAGCCCCGAGUACUACCAGCGAGUGAGUGGCUGCUGCAGGAGUGUCACGCUGGUGGCCUACACGGCGGCCUCGGUGCUGGCCCAACUCUUGGUCUCCCUGGCCAACCUGUCGUACUUUUACCUCAAUGUCAUAACCUUGGCCUCUGUGUCCGUGGCCUUUCUUGUCUCACUUUCUCUACCGAUGCCUAAGAAAAGCAUGUUUUUUCAUGCAAAUCCCAGCAAAGAAGCUCCUCCAAAUCCACCAGGAAAGGAUGCUUUCUUAGAGGGACCUCCCAAGGAUCAGGGACCAGUCUGCCAGGGACUAUUCACCAUUUCAGGCAACUUGGAUGAUGACCAGCUGAGCAGCCCGAAGCCAAGAAACAUAGCUUUGAGAGCUUUUGUGCAAUGGUUCCAAGAUUUGAAGGCAUGCUACUCCUCAAAGCAUCUUUUUUACUGGUCCCUGUGGUGGGCUUUUUCCACAGCAGGUUUUAACCAGGUUUUGAACUAUGUUCAAAUCCUGUGGGAUUACAAGGCACCAUCAUCCCAAAAUUCUUCCAUCUAUAACGGGGCAGUAGAAGCUAUUGGAACCUUUGAAGGGGCCGUGGCUGCCUUUGCAGUGGGCUAUGUGAAAGUCAACUGGGAUCUACUGGGAGAGCUGGCCCUGGGGAUCUUCUCAGUUGUCAACGCAGGCUCUCUAUUUCUCAUGCAUUAUGCAGCCAACAUCUGGGCAUGCUAUGCUGGCUACUUGAUAUUCAAGUCCAGCUAUAUGCUUCUUAUAACCAUAGCAGUAUUUCAGAUCGCAGUUAAUCUGGGUGUGGAGCGCUAUGCCCUGGUGUUUGGGAUCAACACCUUCAUUGCCCUGGUGAUCCAGACCAUCAUCACUGUGAUUGUAGUGGAUCCGAGAGGACUCAACCUGCCAGUCAGCAUUCAGUUUUUAGUUUAUGGAAGUUAUUUUGCAUUCAUUGCUGGCAUUUUCCUAAUGCGAAGCAUAUACAUUAUCUGCUCAGCCAUAUGCCAAAAUAAAGUGCAGAGCUCUGCCGGAAGUCAGAAUCCAGAUGGCCCACACUCAGAACACUCAGAGGGACCAAGGAAAGUCACUAUGGGAACAAGGCUCUAACCUUGUGUCAACCACUAUCCUCUGAGCAAGGACACUCUGCUUGUCACAAGUCACUGAGUACCAUAAAUUGACGCACUUCACAAAUCUGGAUCCCAAUGAACCUUUCAAAGCCACAACAGAAUCUCAGCUUUAGACCAGGUAUCUGUGUGCUCAGUUGAACUGAGUACAGCCAACAGAGCCCAUCACCUCAAAUAACCCAUGUUGGGGACUCCGUGAAUAGCAAGAACUGGAAGAUUCUGGUUUUGAUUUCUUGGAAGGGCAUGCAAAUGGCACGGAAACAAUGAGAAAAUUUCAGCCUUCCUGGAAUUGAGGGUCCCCAUUAGUGAGCAGAAAUACUAAUGCAACUGAUCCUUUUGCAUGGUGUAAAUAUUUACUUGAUGUUACCAAAAUAGGCAACACAUGGAACAUUUUUUUAUCACAGAAGCCGUUUUCCUUCUUCUUCCAUUAAGUGUAUUUCUAUAUAACUUGCAGUAUUCUGAGAGAACUACAAGGUUUGGUCUCAUUUCUAAGGACUCCUCUUUAAGCCUGAUAACAUAGAAUUAUUUACAAACUAUUAUUUAAUAAUCUCAGCACUUAAUUUUUUCAUGAUUACUUUUCAUUUUGAGCCUUAUUGUUGAAACUCUACCUCAGGAGUAGCUCCCAACAUUCCUGUGUGUCCACAGAAUGACACGCAUGUCAGUUUGUAGCAGUCCUAGGAGAGGCAAUGAGCUUUCUCCCCACCCUGACUCCAGAUGGGUGUUUUAAUGCUAUGUCAGUGAAGUGUUUGUCUAAAACAGAGAAACUGAAGUAGAAAUUUUCAGGGGUUUCUAGAAGCAUUCAUAAAUAAGAAUGGGGGCAGGGGACAUGAAUUUUUAAAUGGCAGUGAUUGUGCCAAAUAAAAUAAUGUGUGCAAAAUA
Molecule: messenger RNA, 2858 nt
Organism: Manis javanica (Malayan pangolin)
Lineage: Eukaryota; Metazoa; Chordata; Mammalia; Pholidota; Manidae
Source: RefSeq, a predicted model, not a curated record